AUGUUUGGAUCAUCACUUGGUGCAUCAUCGAGUCCCAUUUUCUCAUUUAGUUCAUCUGCAACGACUACUUCCACACAGCCUGUUUUUGGUAAUCCUAGUCCUGGCUUCUCAUUUGGUUCAGCUGCUAAUAAUGAUCAGAUGAGUAUGGAAGACAGCAGGGCAAAGGACCCAGUUCAAUCACCUUCACCUCUGACUCCUGCGACUCCUGCAUUUGUUCAACAACCUGCCCCUCCUCAACCAAAGUUUGUUUUUGGAACACCAUCUUCAUCGGGAGUUGGUCCCUUCCAGCUUGGAACUCAGCAGAAUAUUCCUCCACAGAACCCAUCCCCAUUUCAGGCUUCUGGCAGUCUAGAAUUCAAUGGUGCAGGUAGUUUCUCACUUAGGACUGGUGGUGGUGACAAUGCUUCAUCUGCUAGCACUCCCAUGUUUGGAUCUUUGACUUCUGUUGCUUCAAGUAGCACACCCAUGUUUGGAUCAUCACUUGGUGCAUCAUCGAGUCCCAUUUUCUCAUUUAGUUCAUCUGCAACGACUACUUCCACACAGCCUGUUUUUGGUAAUCCUGGUCCUGGCUUCUCAUUUGGUUCAGCUGCUAAUAAUGAUCAGAUGAGUAUGGAAGAGGACCCAGUUCAAUCAUCUUCACCUCUGACUCCUGUGACUCCUGCAUUUUUUCAACAACUUGCUCCGCCUCAACCAAAGUUUGUUUUUGGAGCACCAUCUUCAUCAGGAACUAAUCCCUUCCGGUUUGGAACUCAGCAGAAUAUUCCUCCACAGAACGCAUCCCCAUUUCAGGCUUCUGGCAGUGUAGAAUUCAAUGGUGCAGGGAGUUUCUCACUUAGGACUGGUGGUGGUGACAAGUCUGGUCGUAAAUUUGUGAAAGUCAGUAAAAAUAGGACGCGCAAGAAGUAAGACUUGCUCUAUUAAAAG
Messenger RNA from Neltuma alba, 924 nucleotides. RefSeq names its product nuclear pore complex protein NUP1-like. Bases 1 to 906 code for a protein of 301 amino acids. The transcript is spliced from 2 exons. Lineage: Eukaryota; Viridiplantae; Streptophyta; Magnoliopsida; Fabales; Fabaceae. The record is from RefSeq and is a predicted model, not a curated record.